Messenger RNA from Zymoseptoria tritici IPO323, 1203 nucleotides. RefSeq lists its product as uncharacterized. Bases 1 to 1023 code for a protein of 340 amino acids. Lineage: Eukaryota; Fungi; Ascomycota; Dothideomycetes; Mycosphaerellales; Mycosphaerellaceae. The transcript has 3 exons. The record is from RefSeq and is a predicted model, not a curated record.
AUGUCUUCCAUCGUCAACGCCGCCAAAGCUACGCUCUCGGAGAACUUGGGAGGAAUCGCACAGUCGCUGGCACCCGCCGGUACAGAGUUCUCUCUGGAUGAUGUUCCAGAUCAGAGUGGCAAGGUCGCGGUCGUGACGGGUGGAAGUGCAGGCAUCGGAUACGGAGCCACCCACACACUCCUCACGAAGAACAUUUCGAAAUUGUUCAUACUCUCCGGCGGCGAGGAAAAGGCGGACACGGCACAUCAGGCAAUCAGCAAGGAGCUGGGUGAAGAGAAGGCGUCUCGAGUGGUGCUCGUUCACUGCGACCUUGGAGACUGGAAGAGCAUCUCGGGCGCGGCGAAGAAAAUCACCGAUGGCACUGAUCGCUUGGACAUUCUCAUUCAAAAUGCCGGACGCGGAAUCAUGACAUACCAGCUCAGCGAUCUGGGCGUCGACCGACACAUGGCUGUGAAUCACUUCGGACAUGCGCUGCUCACAUCGCACCUCCUACCUCUCCUCAAGAAGACGGCAAGUGGCCAGAACGUCGUGCGUGUCACGAAUCAAGCUUCGAACUUGCACGAGUCGGCUCCCAAGGACACCAAGUUCGCCUCGCUCGAUGAGCUCAACACCGAUCUCGGACCAAAUGGCCAGUACGGUCGAGCCAAGCUGGCCAACAUCUUGUUCAGCCGGUACCUUGCCCGCCACUUGACCAAGGAGCAUCCGCGGAUACUGGUGAACGCGACUCAUCCAGGUGUUGUGUUCACAGACAUGUCGCAGAAGGACAUUCACGAGCCGUAUCCACUUCUGGGAUACGGUAUGUCGGUGGCAGCCGCGCCUUUCAAGAAGGACCAGUUUGACGGAGCCCUUUCGACAUUGUACGCUGCGACUGUCACACACAAGUCGGGAGAGUACAUCUGCCCCCCUGCUGCGGUCGAGCCGGGUAGCGAGCUCUCCCAAGACGAAGCUCUGCAAGAUCAGUUGAUGAAGUUGACUCGAGAAAUCAUUGCGGAGAAGAUGAAUGGCGAGACGUUGGAGCUCUAGGCCGUGGGACCGCAGCCAUUGGCAUAGAUGUGUAAUGAGCAAUGCAGACGCGCAGGAUCAAAAAGAAAGACAUCGCAGGGGGUGAUUAAGUUUGGCUAGCGCAUGGCUACGUCCGCUGGAAUUGCUGCAACCCUUCUUCUUCCCUGCCUCUUCCCUUCACAUAUACAUAUGUCUCUCUCU